Petromyzon marinus (sea lamprey) is the source of this 5342-nucleotide messenger RNA. NCBI's taxonomy places the organism in Eukaryota, Metazoa, Chordata, Hyperoartia, Petromyzontiformes, Petromyzontidae. The record is from RefSeq and is a predicted model, not a curated record.
AUUAAUAUUCAUUGCGCGUAGGCGCCUCGUGAAUAUUAAGCGCGUUGUGACGAGCGUGGUGGCGAGCGUCUCUGUAAGAGCGCUCGGGCAUCCGCAAGUGCACGGCAGUCUCCUUCACUCGCAACCAGCCGUCAUUGGGAGUACAUCCCCCCCACCACCACCACCGCCGGCUCUCUCUCUCUCUCUCUGCCCUUUAUCUCUCUACACCCCCGGCUCUCUCUCUCUCUCUCUGCAACUCCCUCCUCGCUUGCUCUUUGCUCCUCGCUUGGCGGCUUCUGCUGCUGCUGCUGCUCGACUGCUGACAUGGCCGGGGCUCGUGCGGGUGUGCACGCCCUACAGCUCAAGCAGAUCGGCGUUCCAGACGCCCUCAAGAAAGGAAACAAGUUUAUAAAGUGGGACGACGAUUCGACUGCAGGUGUGCCUGUCACACUCAGAGUGGACCCGAAUGGCCAUUUCCUAUACUGGUUGGACCAGAACAAGGAGACGGAGUGUCUGGAUAUCACCAGCAUCAGGGAUACACGCACAGGAAAAUCCGCACGGACUCCAAAGGACGGAAAGCUGCGCGACGUCUUCGAGAGCGGGAAUGGAGAGGGCCGGCUGGAGCAAAAGACGGUGACCGUGGUGUUUGGAUCAGACUUCGUCAACCUCACUUUCUUGAACUUUGUGGCCUUCUCUGAAGAGAUUGCCAAGGAGUGGGCGACAGGAAUCUUUCAACUCGCUUCAAAUCUCCUCUACCACAACUCCUCCCGGGACAUCUUUCUGGAUAAACUGUAUACAAAGCUGACUCUACAGCUGAACCAAGAUUCGAAGAUUCCAGUUAAGAAAAUCUCCCCCCCCCCCCACCCCCAUAUCUCUAAUAAAACCGUUGCCGCCCUCGCUGCGAACCCACUCCAACUCGCCCAACCCACUGUGUGCAGGCAUUUGCCGGCUAAUUCGCAGCAGGGACCGCAGGCGGGUGGAACGGCGCUGGAGAGCUGCGGACUGCCCAACGGCAGGAAUGAUGCCAUCUACCCGGCAGAGUUUGGACCCGAUGUGUUCAGACUUUUCAUCAAAAGCAUUUGCCCUAGGCCUGAGAUUGAUGGGAUAUUUGCUGAAGUGGGGGCACGCAGCCGUCCGUACUUGACAGUGGACCAGUUCACAGAAUUCAUCAACAACUGUCAGCGCGACCCCCGCCUCAACGAGAUCCUCUACCCUCCGCUCAAGCCGUCGCAGGUUCAGCUCAUGAUAGAAAAGUACGAGCCCAACGCCAGCCUGGCAAAAAAAGGCCACAUCUCAGUGGGAGGAUUUCUCAAGUUCCUACAAGGGGACGAGAACUCUGCCAUUCCAGCCGAGAAAAUCGACUUGAGUGACGACAUGAUGCAGCCGCUCUCUCACUACUUCAUCAACUCGUCCCAUAACACCUACUUGAUGGCCGGUCAGCUGGCCGGGAGCUCGUCGGUGGAGAUGUACCGGCAGGCACUGCUGGCCGGGUGCCGCUGCGUGGAGCUCGAUUGCUGGAAGGGACGCACGGCUGACGAGGAGCCGGUCAUCACACACGGCUUCACCAUGACCACGGAGAUCCUCUUCAAGGAUGUGAUCGAAGCCAUAAAGGACUGCGCGUUCAAAACGUCACCGUUUCCUGUCAUCCUCUCCUUUGAGAACCACGUGGACUCCCCCAAACAGCAAGCGAAAAUGGCAGAGUACUGUCGGACAAUAUUUGGAGAUGCUCUGCUGAUGGACCCUCUGGAAAAGUACCUGCUGGAGUCUGGGAUUCCCCUGCCCAGCCCUCAGGACCUCAUUGGCAAGAUCCUCAUCAAGAACAAGAAGAAGAAGCACCCACCCAAGGGGGCCCAGGAGGGCGGCUCGGCCAAGCGUAGGGCGGGAGAGGCCAUCUCAAACACGCAGAGUGACUCCUCCAGCGUGUGUGACCCCUGCUCUCCAAGCACAGGGGAGGGAGAUGGGGAGAGCGAAGAGGAGUAUGAUGAAGAUGACGAUGCCAAGAAAGGCUCAACAGACGAGAGCGAGGCCAUCGCCACAGAGGAGAUGUCCAACCUGGUGAACUACGUGCAGCCAGUCAAGUUCACCACCUUCGAGGCAGCCAGAAAAAAAAAUCGAAGCUACGAAAUGUCCUCUUUUGUUGAGACGAAAGGCAUGGAGCAGCUCACCAAGUGCCCCGUGGAAUUCGUGGAAUACAACAAGUGUCAGCUGAGUCGCAUCUACCCGAAGGGCACGCGUGUCGACUCCUCAAACUACAUGCCGCAGGUGUUCUGGAAUGCUGGCUGUCAGCUGGUUGCCCUCAACUACCAAACAAUGGACCUGGCCAUGCAAUUAAACAUCGGCAUGUUCGAGUACAACCGCAGGAGCGGCUACAUCCUCAAGCCAGAGUUCAUGCGGCGUUCAGAUAAGCACUUCGACCCAUUCUCUGAUAACACGGUGGAUGGGAUCAUUGCUAACACCGUCUCUGUGAAGGUGAUUUCAGGACAGUUCCUCUCUGACAAGAAGGUCGGCUGCUUCGUGGAAGUGGACAUGUUUGGGCUGCCUGUCGAUACGAAGAGGAAAAUUUACAAGACCAAGACGGCACCUGGAAACUCCAUCAACCCCGUUUGGGACGAGGAGCCGUUUGUAUUUAAGAAGGUGGUGCUGCCCACGCUCGCCUGCCUCCGAGUCGCCGCGUUUGAGGACGGCGGCAAGUUCUUGGGCCACCGCAUCAUGCCCGUGUCGGCCAUCCGCCCGGGUUACCGGCACAUCUGUUUGCGUAAUGAAAGCAACCAGGCCCUGGCCUUACCAGCCAUCUUGGUCUACAUACAAGUCAAGGACUAUGUCCCCGAUGCAUUUGCAGAUUUGACGGAGGCGCUCGCCAAUCCCAUUCGCUAUGUGAGCCUCAUGGAGCAGAGGGCCCAGCAGCUGGCAGCUCUCAUCGGCGAAUUCGACGAAGGGACUGCGGAAGAAGUCGUUCCCAAGAUCAUUAAGAAGGAGGAGAACGGCGUGAGUGCUUUGGUGCUGAGGCAGAUUUCCGAGGAUGGGCCGAUAUCCAUGCCCCCUGCACCGCACAAAGUGGCCGCGCCACCCGGAGCUCCACAGGGAUCCGGCCCAACCGACACGGUCAAGUCACCAGCAAAACCACCACCACAGAAAGAUGACGUCUUGGCCAGCAUCUUGAGAGGCGUGGAGGCUCUCACGGUGGAGCAGAUAAAGCAGCACAAGGCCGUUCUGAAGCUGCAGUUCAAGCAGCACAAGGAGGCCAAAGACCUGAGCAAACGGCACCAGAAGCGCAUCGCCGAGCUGGCCAAGGAGCAGAUGGCGAGGCUGUCCGACCUUCAGGCAGAGCUCAUUAAGCAGAGGGUCAGCUUGGAGAAGGCCCUCAAGAAGUCAAUUAAGAAGAAGAGCAGGUCACUGAGCACGUCUCCAAGCAUGAGCCCGUCGGCCAGCCUGGAGGGCGAGUUGUCGGCGCUGGAGGGGCAGGGCGGCCGCCAGAUCACGGAGAUGAAGCAGCAACAGCAGGAGGAGAUGCUGCACAUGCGGCAGGAGCACUGUGAGCUGGAGAAGGCGCGCAGGCAGCAGCACAUCAAGCAGAUGGUGCAGAAAAUGCACGAAGUUGCCGUGGAGUGCCAGGCUACUCAGCUCAAGAAGCUGAGAGACAUCUGUGAGAGAGAAACUAAAGAGCUGAAGAAGAAAAUGGACGGCAGGCGGCAGGAGAAGAUCACAGAGGUGAUGUCCAAAGACACGAAGGACAAGCAAGAGGUGGAAGGGCUCAAGACUGAAAUCAACAGGACCCAUAUUCAAGAAGUGGUGCAGACAAUAAAAAUGCUGACGGAAUCUCAAACCAAACGCCAAGAGAAGCUGGAAGACUCCCACAAGGAAGUUUUACAGCAGAUCCUCGAAGAGGAAGCCCAGUACUCGCAGCAGCUGGAGGUGGAUCACUCGCGCAAGCUCCAAGCACUGCCCGAGGAGGUGGAGCAGGACAUGAGAACGAUGAUUCUGGAUCGUUUCACGGUGGAUCCCCCGGAGCUGUCCCCCUCUCCCGGCUCGACGGACGAGAAGGUGGUGCUGCCGCUGGGGGACGGCGGUGGCGGCGUCGAGAGGGAGGCGUUGACGAUGGUCACGGACACGGACGACGUCACGAGGCUAUAGAGAAGUCCCUCCCUCGCAACGAACAAGAACGCUGGGCGUUUGCGAUCCUCUGUGUGGUAAUUGGCAGCGUGUGAGAUGGGACCUCUUGGUGGAGUGGACUUCUUCACGGGCAAAUCCGUAUUCCAUAAACGAUGCUCGGAACUUUCAACAUUAAUUGCAAAUUGCUAAUUCUCCUUUAUUCGUGAAUAAGAAGGCUGAAGAGGGAAUCGAGAAAGUGGGAUUCAUCCAAGACAUGCGAACCGAAACCUUUGGCACUAGCGCGGAAAAAAGACCUGAAGAUGCUGCAGGUUUUCUCCGAGCAACUGGCAGUCCAAACUUCACCGUCAUCUCCGGUAACAGCCUUCGCGUUUCAGUAAGCACCUCCAUAACGCAAAAUAUGUUUUGUUGCUCCGUGCCACCGCAAGCAAUGAGCACCUUCAAGUUUUAGCGGGAGCUGGUGAAUUUGUGGUAUAGUUUUUGUUAAAUGAGAGCAACGAUUAGCACAGUUUGCUACGUACGGUGCAAAAGAAGUUCAACAUACAUAAAAAGGCACAUUCAUGUUUUUGAAGUCAUGCGUCGUCAUUUUAAUACGAACAUUUCAAGUACAAUACAUGAUAUGAAAUAAUCGUUUUAAAGAUGUCACUGCAGUUUUUAGUUUUAUUGGGAAAUUGGCAAAACGUAUUUUGACACGGGCUAAAUUGCAUACGGAAUUGUUCUUUGAAGAGCGCCACAAUGAGAGUCGUUUAAUGCUGUAGACGUGAAAGUGACACGAAAAAUUAAUCACCAGCGGAAGCAUUGGCAUCAAUGUGAUUAUGAUGCAGAAUUGAGCAGCAGUCACAAAACACACGAGGCCAUGUGAAAACCUGUACAUGUCACAAGGCAAAAGAAAAAAAUUCAGCAUCAUGUUGUACAAGAUUAUUCACACAAAUGGGUGUUUUGCAAUUCACACUCCAGCCAACGCUACCACUCAGACUUUUACAUCUCACAGAUUGGUCAUUCACACACAACCGAGUACAACAAAAAUAAUAUAUGCCAUUGGGAAAAUAAUCAAUGCAAUAAUAUUGUUUGCAUAACACCAUUAUUACACCUGAAACUACAGUAAUAACAGACCAAAUACGAAUAAUACGCCACGCUGGACACAGAAGCAUCUCUGUAAAAAACUGUUUGAACCUCAACAACUCUGUUACAUCACUGUACACAUGCAUGGCACAUUGAGUAAAGCAGUACAAGAGUAACUUGCUAGAACUCAUAGG